UUAGAGAUUUCUACCCUCCCCCUUCCUAAGGCUUACUGAGGCUUUGGGGAAAAGGGCCCCAAUCCCACCUUUUCUGGGAUUUCUACCCUCCCCCUUCCUCUUUUGUCUACUCUGUUUGCUGCCACCUCUAGUCAAUAGAUGGCAGCACGAGACUGCAGAGAACACUCACUCAUUCCACAGCCACAAUGCUUACUCCCAUUUAUACACUCUCAGCCUCCAACUUAUCCCGACCACCCAGGAAAUACUUUGUGCCUUCACGAAAUCUCCUACCUUACUCCGUGCACAAGAAUUACCUGGUCCUCUUAUUGCCGCGGUCUUGCAAGCCUCUCCUACCCGCUUUGCUGAGAAUCCAGAUUUAUUCAUUACAAUGGGUGGGCCUUGAUCUCCCUCACCCUAGGGCCACCGUAACUAGACAGUAGGACGUGUCCCCCAUUGGUAGGGUGAUCGAAGGCCCCCUUUCCGAAGGAGAAUAUUCAAGUUCCAAAGAUGGACAUCAGAACAGUUAGGAAUAACGUUCAAAAUCCUAGGGAAAUUGAACACUCGGACAAAGGAUUCUUAGCAAAGCAAUUUUACUUCUGCGCAGAGGGGUGCCUCCUUGGCCAGUUGCCAUGGGAGCACACCUGAACAAAGGGGCACGAGAGCCUUUAUUCCUGACACAAGUCCUGCCUCUGUACCCUUUCCCCAUUGGUCGGGGUCGGGUCAUACAAUCUAAACUGAUCCCAAUUGGCUAAACAUUUGAUUUUUCUUAGAUAGGGUGGGCACAUGAAGGAAAGUGGAGGGAAAGGGGAAGCGGUGUCUGUAAUGAGCCAGAAAGUGAGUCCUCUUUCCAAAUAAGGAAAGGAAUGUGAGCUGGUACUGAUAAUGCUUGGUACUGUGGCGUGCCUGGGCAUUAAACAAAGGCAAGAAGGGAAAAGGAGAAAAAAAGGAGAAAAAUUGAGGGGUACUAUGAAUUAAAGAAUACAAGAUUGAUCAGAUUAUUUGAAGAGAAACCUCAUCACAUCCCAUACUGUGAAGAGGCAUGAUUGUAAGUUUCCUGAGGCCUUCCCAAUCAUACGGAACUCUUCAACAAUGACAGAACUCUGUGAUCAGCUUGUGGUAACAAGAAGGAAACAUGUGGAAUGUUCAUCACAGCUGGCUUCUAGAGACAACUCAAACUUUCUCUGCUCACAUCCUUUCCACUGCCAGAUCUAUGUAGAUGGAAUCAUCCCGUCUAUGUUUGAGGUUUAGUAAUUCUUCAGUUUUCCUCAGCAGUGAAUAAUCAGAAAGUCUUGGUUUGUAUCUCAACCUGUCCCAUUUUUCUCUUUAAUUGGUUUGUCCUUUGCUGUCAGAUCUAGAGACUUAGAGUAACAAUGUGGUUCUUUUUCUUUUGAAUUUUCUUUUCUUUUUCUUUUUUUUUUACUAGGAUCUGAUUGGUGUUUGCUUUGGCUACCCCAGAAAACCUCCUGAGUCACCCCAGGGACCCACAGGAGAGUACACUUUCAGUAUUUCUUCAAUAAAUGGAAUCUUUAUGAAGAGCAUUUCAAAAGAUUACUAACCUGACUUGUAUUAUCCCAUUACUUUUCUUAUUGCUGUGGAUGUUCGUUAACUACAUUUCUCUGUUUUAUAAUUUUAGCCUUCUUUUCAUUUCCUGAGCUCUCCCUGAUGGUGGGUCCAACAUUUUACUAUAAUUCUGCUUGCUUCUCAUCAAGAUACAUUCCAUCACAGGUCCUAUUUUCCUGAGCUCUCACCUCUGAUAUAAGCCUGGAAGAAGAGUAAAUGAGACAGAAUAACACUAUUACAGAAUUUGUCCUACUUGGCUUGUCUCAGGAUCCUGGUGUGCAAAAAGCAUUAUUUGUCUUGUUUUUACUCACAUAUAUUGUGACCAUGGUGGGGAACCUGCUCAUUGUGGUGACUAUUAUUGCCAGCCCUUCCUUGGGCUCCCCAGUGUACUUCUUCCUUGCCUGCCUGUCACUUAUAGAUGCUGCAUAUUCCACUACCAUUUCUCCCAAGUUGAUUGUGGACUUAUUCUGUGACAAAAAGACUAUUUCCUUCCCAGCUUGCAUGGGUCAGCUAUUUAUAGACCACUUGUUUGGUGGUACUGACGUCUUCCUUCUGGUGGUGAUGGCCUAUGAUCGCUAUGUGGCCAUCUGUAAGCCACUGCACUAUUUGACCAUCAUGAAUCAACAGGUUUGCAUCCUUCUGUUGAUGGUGGCUGUGACUGGAGGUUUUGUGCAUUCUGUGUUUCAAAUUGUUGUUGUGUACAGUCUCCCUUUCUGUGGCCCCAAUGUCAUUGACCACUUUGUCUGUGACAUGUACCCAUUAUUGGAACUGGUGUGCACUGACACCUACUUUAUAGGCCUUAUGGUGGUUUUCAAUGGUGGAGCAAUCUGUAUGGUCAUCUUCACCCUUCUACUAAUCUCCUAUGGAGUCAUCCUAAACUCCCUUAAAACUUACAGUCAGGAAAAGAGGCGUAAAGCCCUGUCUACCUGCAUCUCUCAUAUCACUGUGGUUGUCCUCUUUUUUGUUCCCUGUAUUUUCAUGUAUGUUAGACCUGUUUCAACCUUCCCUAUUGAUAAAUUCAUGACUGUGUUUUAUACAGUUAUCACACCCAUGUUGAAUCCUUUAAUAUACACGUUGAAAAAUUCAGAGAUGAGAAAUGCUAUAGAAAAACUCUUGGGUAAAAAGUUAGCUAUAUUUAGAAUAAGAGUGUCCCUCCUCGUGUAGAUAAGGAGGUAUGUAGGCAAGGUCUUCCCAGUCAAGUUUUCAGAUUUCUAAGGGCAUGUCAAGCAUCUCAAAGUGGAAAGACAGGAUUUAGAUGCUCACAGCUCAAUUAGGAAAUCAUCCCAUCGUGGCAUUUGUUUGAAGUUCAAUAUCUCAACGUCUAUAUCCAGGCUGAGUGUGGAUGGAGCUGCUUGUUUGCAGGUCCUAUUGUGCACGAUUCAAAUGAUAAUUUUCAUAUUUACAAAUCUUUGAGACCCGGUAUUUCUUCCACAUACUCAGCACACAAUGGAGAAAUGUAUAGGUAAUAAAAUGGAGGCUCCUGUUGAGAAGGGAAGGCUAUGGUGCUUCCUUCAGUGUAAUUUAUUUAAAGUCUUUGUGGAAUAUACAAGCACUAUAUUCACAAAUAUCUGUGAAACAGACCCUGCUCAGACUUCAGCUGAAACUCUACAUGCAGUCAGAUAAUACUCUUAGGAAUCUUAGAAUUAUGUUUGUCUAGUUUAAUGUAUUCGUGAGACAUACUGUUAAAUUUUCCCAUGGUCUUUCCAAGUGUCUUAACUUCCACACCUUUGAAAUGACAUUCAUUUUGAUGACCCUUCUACUUUUGGAGUACUUAGCUCUUUGCAGAGACUGGAAAGGGGAAUGAGUUUUAUGUUUGAAGCCAGUAAUUUCUCGUUCUUUUAUGUUUCUUGUAAAUUCUGUCUGAAAAUGUAACAGUUUAUCUUUUAAGCAAUAUAUUUUAAAAAAAUCUAUGCCUUUUUAUAUAACACACUGCUAUAAGAAACAGCUGCAAUUUUCAAUAUUCUCCUUGGAAAUUUUAGCAAAAUCCACCUAUUCACUUAAGUACAUUUUUCAUUUUCUACCUUCCUAUAGGUGACAGAAUUACUAAAUUUUUUCAGUGCUGGAUGGCGGCUCACUUUUGUCACAGUCUGGAAUAGUUACUUCUGUCUUUUAAGCAUUCACUUAUAAUAUCCUGGUGGCUGCUAUUUUGGGGCACUAAAACCAGUGUCAUACACUUUAAGUUGUUGUGGUGGAAAUACCACACUUUGAUGUACUGUCUUCAUGUAAGGUUCAGAGCCCCACAGUUAUUAUGAGUUAUAACAACCACCAUAUUCUUUUAUCUCAAAAUUUUGUGAGCCAGGAAUUCAGGCAGUUGUUGGCAGGGUAUUUCUUCUGUUUUGUGUGGCAAGGACUGGAGUCACUCUCUUAUUCACCUGAUAACUGAGUAUUCUGUAAAACGCAGGAUAACUUAAUUCACAUUUAUAGUAUAUUGGAAGGGAUAACCCUUAAGAGAUGUUCUGGGUCCCUCUUCCUGUCCUUUUAGAUGAAGGACAUCAAGAUCACUCCAUAGAAUAGUAAGGCUUUUUACAUGUUGCUCAGAGAUCCUAGCGGUAGAAAGUAGAUGGGUCUGGCAGUUAAGUGCUAUGUCCAGAACUGGCACAAUGUCACUGGCAUCAUAUUCUAUUCAACCGAGUGGUCACAUGACCACACCAGAUUUGAGGUUUUACAGAAAUAGAAGAUAACUCUUGGUUGGGAACUGGCAAAGUCAUUUUGCCGAGCAGCAUGUAGAACAAUUGUCUAUAUCUCAAAAGAGCAUAUUGGAGUUUUAUUCAUUUUAAGUUGGAUCUAUGAAUCAACUUGUACUAACAUUAACAAUAUUGUGUGUUCUAGCUGCUGAAUACAAUAUAUCUGUUAGGUAUUUUUAAAGUUUAUUUUUGAAGAGUUUUGUAGUUUUUAUCAAUGUAGGGAUCUUCCUUAUCUAUUCCUAAGUGUUUGUGUUUUCAGAUUUCAUCACAGGUUUUUAAUUUUUUAAAAAGUUGAUAGUUUAUAUA
Cercocebus atys (sooty mangabey) is the source of this 4529-nucleotide messenger RNA. RefSeq names its product olfactory receptor 4A15. Bases 1756 to 2703 code for a protein of 315 amino acids. Lineage: Eukaryota; Metazoa; Chordata; Mammalia; Primates; Cercopithecidae. The record is from RefSeq and is a predicted model, not a curated record. Gene Ontology annotation, biological process: G protein-coupled receptor signaling pathway. Gene Ontology annotation, cellular component: membrane. Gene Ontology annotation, molecular function: G protein-coupled receptor activity; olfactory receptor activity. The transcript is spliced from 3 exons.